Phyllostomus discolor (pale spear-nosed bat) is the source of this 1721-nucleotide messenger RNA. RefSeq names its product chromosome 8 C4orf45 homolog (gene SPMIP2). The record is from RefSeq and is a predicted model, not a curated record. Bases 1 to 546 code for a protein of 181 amino acids. The transcript has 4 exons. NCBI's taxonomy places the organism in Eukaryota, Metazoa, Chordata, Mammalia, Chiroptera, Phyllostomidae.
AUGAUGCAUCUUCGAGUAAAGUGUGGAGAUUUUUUAAAAGUAUUUUUUCUGUCUCUUGAAGGCCCAGAUUAUAAAAGGGAUCAUCUACCUCAAGUUCAACAGCAUACCUCGUAUAUAGGAGAGAAGCGUUUGGCGCUGGAGAGAACUGGAGACCUCAGCUAUUUAUGGAGGCCUGCCUCGCGCCUAAGCUUACCAGCAAAAUAUAAACACGAGUAUGUUGGCGAAAUUGGCUGGGGAAUACCGCAGUAUGAUUCUAUCAACAAAACAAGGCUUAAGAGUGGCUUUCAUAUGCAGCAUAAAGAGCUAAGGCGAGCUGCUAUUGAUGAAAUAAGCCACAGAUACCAAAACCCAUGGCAACCAAAACCUUAUAUUAUGAAUAUGCUAGGAAGAUUCAGCCGUGGUCGAAUUGCCUGGAAUAUGGGUGAUUAUGAGAACACCAAUCAAAGAAAUUCCAAAGGGGCCUCCCUCGUUAGACAGAGUAAGGCAUCCCCACCAAGAGCUUCCAUUCUACCUAAGCUGCCAAAGCCAGCAAAAAAUGAGGUAUGAUCAUCUGCUUUUCUGAAUCAUAGAAAACAUCAAGCUCUCUCAGUGUAUACAUUAGAGAAUGCUAUACAACAAUAAUACUGCUAAUAAUGUUUUACAGCGCCUUUUAACCUAUCAGAUGAUUCUGAAAUUUAUAUUGGAUUUCCACAGCAAUGUCUAUAUGGUGUGGGUAGGUGGGUAUUAUUCCCGCUUUAUAGCUGAAGAAAACAAGAGGUUGUGGGGUUCAGUCUUUACCACUGCCCAUCGACUGUGCGGUUGGACCUGGAGGGAGGCCAGCCCCUUGAUUUCCGGUACCCAAGGAAGCCCUGUCUGUGAAACAGAGGCACGUCUUUAAACCUUCUUAAAACCCAUACAGACGGCCUAGCAGAGUGAGAACACACCAGUUCAAAUUUUUCCCGUUACUAUCUAUGGAAUCUUGAGCAAGUUGUAUAAUCCCCCUAUAUGUUUUUUUAAAUAAGUAAAAUGGGAAUAUUAGUAUGUGUCAUGAAUAUUUUGUAGAGUUAUCAUGGGAAUCAAGUAAAGAAUGUGUAAGAGUAUAUGUUCAGAUUAACAACUACUUCCUAAGGUUCUUUCGCAUAAUCCCACAGCACGGUGCACACUCAGUCACGCAGUGUUUCCAGUACGACCACAGAUUCCAUGAUAGCAAAGCACACAGAACAGCUGGGCUACAUUCAGAGACGCAUGCUCUGUACACGAAGCGAGUCUCCUGACUCCACUGACUCUUGCCAACUCCCUAGAAUAUUGCUUACCCUCUGUUGCCAGAAGUCUGUUUCAUGAGCAAUUAAUCAUAUCUAUUGGAAGCGUUCUGUGAGGGGGCUGCAGAAGUCCUCCUUGGUAGGUCCUGACCUCAGGGACACAUUGUAUUGAAAAAGGGAGCAGUUCAGCCGCUGAUGUUCUUAUGUGGUCUGAGUUUGGGGCUGGGUCCAAAUGAGAGGAUUUACGAUAGUGUGUGCAGAAGAGACUUGGAUUAGUUACUUUCCAUCUCUGAACUAUAUUUGUGUAGGACUGGAGUGAACAUAAAUUAUAUGAUCCCAAAGGCCUCUUCUAUCAGUCACUAAAUCAACUGAACAAACUUAUUUAUGUUUUUUAAGUUAAAAAAAUUGUCCAUUAAAAAGUCUGUUAAGAGACUUUUCAUUUUGAAAUGAUUUCAAACUUGCAGAAGCAUUGCAAGAACAGGA